Molecule: messenger RNA, 1236 nt
Organism: Schistosoma margrebowiei
Lineage: Eukaryota; Metazoa; Platyhelminthes; Trematoda; Strigeidida; Schistosomatidae
Source: the annotation of a GenBank genome assembly
AACCUGUAGAUUUCAACUGAGGUCAUUCAUCCAAUGGUGUAGUAGCAAGCGAUAGGACAAUUCAUGGAACAAAUCACCACGUCAAUUCUAAAAUCAUUUUUUGUGGAUUCAAAGACAAAAAUUAAUAACGAAGCAGCUUCUCUUUGUGAUCACUUAGUAGAACUCUAUUUAUCAGACCCUUACUCGAUCUAUCGCCAUUGCCAAGCAAAACAAAAGGACAUCAGUUUCCCCCGAAGAUUUCGAGAACAUCAUUGUCCAAAUUUUCCUAGAUUUUUCUGCUUGAUCUCUACAAUGUCGUCGACAGAAUUAAGAAGUCUAUUGUUGUUGGUACUAGAUAUGACUCCCGCCUCAUGGGGUUCUUGUACAAGUGAAUUUAAUUUACCAAAUUGCAUUGAGGCAGCCCUUGGUUUCGCAAAUAGUCAUUUAAUGUUGUCUCCACAUAACGAGUUAGCAGUAAUAGGAGUUACACCUUCUGAAAUAAAGUUUAUUUAUCCAAACGAAUCGGAACCUCCAACUAGUGCUUCAAAUGAUGGCCAGAAUGACGCACUUAGCUGUAUGAAUAACACUGUCAGGCAACUAGCAUUAAACCUUGUGACCUCCUGUUCCUCUACAAGCACACAAAUUGUUUUGGCUGGUGCGAUAAUAAAAGCAUUGUGUUAUUACCUUCGGCGCUGUCGUGAAUUGCAGCCAUCUACAAGACAUUUAAAUGACUCAUUAGAUAUGACUAUGGAGUUUAGCGAAGGGAGUGAAAAGAUUUCUUCUCGGAUACUGAUUAUUAAGGCGUCUGAUGACAAUUCUUCUCAAUACCUAGCGUUGAUGAAUUCUGUAUUCACAGCUCAAAAGCUUCAUGUUCCAAUAGACACAUGUGUGUUGUCGUUACCACAACAGUCAGAUAAUUUAAAUGGCAGAUGUGGGCUAAGUUCUCUUGGACACUCAAGUCUUCUUCAACAGGCUGCAGAUCUAACUGGUGGAAUUUACUUGCAAGUACCAAGAGUUUCUGGAUUACUACAGUAUUUGUUAUCAGUAUUUUUGCCGUCAUCUAAAAUGAGAUCAUCUCUUUUACUUCCAGAUAGUCGGUCCAGUGGUGUUGACUUUCGAGCUGCAUGCUUUUGUCAUAAACGAUUGAUUGAUAUUGGUUAUGUUUGUUCAAUAUGUUUGUCCGUAUUUUGUGAGUUUAACCCGAUAUGCCCUACUUGUAAUACUCCAUUUUUGUUACCAGCUGUACAAAACAUGUAA